UGUCAACCUCGUUAAAAGCCUUUGUUCAUGAUUGCAAUAUGUAAUUAAAGAAAUAUUUCCUAGGUAAGGACAAUCAAUAAGCAAGAAGAUAAGAUAUCAGAAAAGGAUAGUUAUCGCUAGAUGUGGAUUUUUGUCCACUUGUUGGAAAUUUUCUACAUAACGCUACGUUAUAUAAGAUAUAUAAAACUAUACAGAGUACGGUACUCACUAUAAUAUUCAUUAUAACAUACGAAAUACAGUUUAUAGCAUUAUGGUAUAGCGCUCAUUAUAAUACGUAAGACAAAUCUUUUUAAUUAUAAAGAAAGUUUAGUUACAAAAAAGUUAGCGUUGAAAAUACGUAUUGCAUAAGUAUCCGCAGUCGUAUUGUAAUCGCACACGAUUAAUGUUAAAAAUUUGGAAAUUAGCAGUUGAGGAAGAUCGAUUAAAAAAAAUCACGAUGUCUUGUGGAACCAAAACGCAGUCGUUUAAAAUUUGUCGAUGUGCGUGCAAAUGGCGAUGCCAAUGCCUAAUUGCACGCAUGAAGAAGCCUGGUGCGCCAUUCGGCACCGGAUCAAAACGUGGCACACACAUUGGAUUACACCCAAAAUUCUACACAAACGAUCCAGUGUCAUCAAUAACAGUGGGAUCGUACGAUCCUUUGAUUGCUAAAAGCAAAUCCACUGGCAUCAGCUGGAAGAAGGAGUUGGAGUCUGAAGAAUUUUCGAGGACAAUGGGAGGGAGAGUAGAAAAAUAUGCGACGCAGAAAUACCUGAUGAAGACAGGACGUGGUCCAGGAACCCACGAAAUACCCCAGUGGCCUGAUAUCAUCCUGAACGAAGCUUGCAAAGCUGUUAAAAGAAACGUUGGAUUUGGAACUGUUCCCCUUUUCCAACCUGCUUGGCCAUCGACUACUCCUGGGCCAGGCGAAUGAUUCGAAA
Molecule: messenger RNA, 917 nt
Organism: Bombus impatiens (common eastern bumble bee)
Lineage: Eukaryota; Metazoa; Arthropoda; Insecta; Hymenoptera; Apidae
Exons: 2
Coding region: 383-910 (175 amino acids)
Source: RefSeq, a predicted model, not a curated record